Diatraea saccharalis (sugarcane borer) is the source of this 4503-nucleotide messenger RNA. The record is from the annotation of a GenBank genome assembly. NCBI's taxonomy places the organism in Eukaryota, Metazoa, Arthropoda, Insecta, Lepidoptera, Crambidae.
AUGUUAUCUAGGACACGUCACGUUCAGCCGAGCUGUACGUCCCAACGCCGAGCGCAGAGAGCAUACAAGCGAUCGCUCAAGCGAUGGGAGCAGCUGGGUUCGAGCACUACACGGAGGGUAGAGCACUCGUCAAGCGGCUUAUACCUGCUGACAGCCAGCCCGACCUUGACAUCGUGGAGCACCAAGGUAAUUCUAAAGUUUACACCCAUUCUCCUCCAUAUCCAUAUGAGUAAAGCCUACUAAAGAGUUCGUUACACAAUUCUACUGGAUAAGCUUUAUCAAACAGGAAUUAGAGGAAUAGCUCACAGGUGGUUUAAAUCAUAUCUCCAUGGCCGCUUACAAUAUGUGGAAAUUGAAAAUACCGACUUCCAAACUGGAAAAAUUUUAAAAUCUAGGUCUGACAGUAUCCAUGUGUCUGGAUCCAUUCUACAGGGUAGCGUCCUGGGAUGUAUUCUCUUUCUUAUAAUAUAUUAACAACUUGGCUCUUUGCCGACGAAAUUUCAGUUUUAAUCCCUUGUACAAAUGCAUCAGAAUGAAUUUCAUAAAAACUUCUUAUGUAAGAAUAUAUUUGUUAAAAAAAAAAAUUCACAAUGCUAUACAGAAAAUUCUUUUUCUUAAAGUGGAUUUUUAAAGCCUUUUUCAUUAAGAACUUCUUAUGUUUUCACUAUGUACUAAAAAGUACAGAUUUAGCAUUGAGUGGGGUACAAAGAAUAAAAUUUGACCUUCAUCAUUUCAGGUGUGAUUGGCAAAGCUGGUCUGGACUUCCCGGCGUAUCCAAAUAUACCAAACACAGGGUUUAACUGCAAGAAUGUUUUCCACAUCUGCGACACAUCACGUAAAAUCUCUUUCCUGUGUCCAAACGGUACCAUCUUCAGCCAGUCCCACCUUAUCUGUGACUGGUGGUUCAAGGUGGACUGCGCUUCGGCCCCCGCACUAUACGAAUCAAGCGCUGAGUACUACUCCAAUGAACAAAAGAAAACACAAAAGAUCACACAAGGCUUAACCAAAAACCCUGAUCUCCAACAAAUCGGCACAGACACCAACGUUCGCGCAGAAUCCAGAAGAAGCUCUGUUAAUGUACCAAGCACCACGGAAAGGUUUCUAAGACACAGGCAAAGACUCCAAGGUGAUGCUCAACUUAGCAACGCAAAAGCAACAGCAAGAAGCUUCCAAACUCUUUUUGAAACACCCGUCUAUAAUCCAACACAAAGAACGAUAGCAACAACUGCUUUUGAAAAAAGAAGAAAGAACCUAGUACAACUCAUAUCCAAUAACUUCGGCAAUACACCAAUUAAAUCUACCUUACCGACAUAUUCAGAAGGACCUGUCUAUAAACCGACAACCGCAGCUCCUUCUGUCGAUUAUAGUAACGUAAGAGAAAUGCAAGUUGUUGCAGAAAGCGCAUCGUUCGCAGCUAACAAAAACAACAGGCAGUUUUUACAAGAUUUCAACAGCAAGAAUUUCCGACCAUACCCAGUCUACACACCAAAUCUACCAACCAGACCUCAAAAACCGAAAAGUAAUUUGACAACAUUAUAUAACUUCCGUGAUAGACAUUUGGAACAAAUCCAGUAUAAAGCAGAAGAAACAAGUACUAAACGAUCAACUCUCAUACCCUAUUACAAACCUUAUACGACGGCAGCUCAAAACAGACGCGAUCCUUAUACUAGACCUGGUGUAUCACUGCUAAAGGAUUUUCUUGAAAAAGAAAAAAAUAAAACUCUAAUUACAUCGACGGAGAAAAUCUCUCACGCCACUCCUAGAAGUGAUCGAGAUGAGGCGAAGGAGGAACCAGAAAGAAAAAUAACAAUCGAGGCAAAUUCAUUUGAAUCAGCAACUAAAAUACCUCAAACCACAAUCAGCCAACACUCGUUUGCAACAGAAAAGACAUCUUCUGAUAGAUUAGAAUCUUACACUAGUGAAGUAACUCAAAUCACCACGGAACCUUAUCAAGAAAGAAGGGAAAGAUUGAUCCGUAAGUUAAACUUAGGCACAUUUGGAUCAACGCCAGUUACUGAACCAACACCUACAGAAAAAUAUUAUGGAGACUUACCAAAUAGACCAGGGCUUGUUGUGCCUCCUUCUCUGACCCCAAAAACUCUUCAUAGCCUAGCUAUUUACUAUGCUACAGCUUUGGAUAACCUAUCAACAAACGCUACCCCAGAAACUGAAGAAACCGAAACAACAACGUCAGCUUUCGAUGAAUACGAACCAAUUGACGAUGAACUCCCUGGUCUCUUUAGCCGUCAUACGAUUAAUAAAUACAGCAGUCUUUUUGGCCAUGGAACUGACAAUGGUGAAUUACUAGAAGACCUUAAAUUAGACCCGAACGGAACAUAUAACGAACUUGUUGAUGAUCUGAGCGUUCAACAAAGUCAAAACCCACUUGCUACAUCACCUCAAAUAAGAGAACUCGCCCAAGUUUUCACUCAUGCUCUAUCAGCAUAUUUGCAGGACCCAGUGCAAUUUAGAAAAGUACUAUCUGACAUAAGACCUACUCAUCCGUCUUUUACCGAUACGGCAUCAACUGAUGAAUAUUUCAAUACAGAGCCUACAACAACGGUUAAUGAAGAGGAUGAAGAGAUAUUAGGUUUCUCUGAUGAUAUUAAAUCUAGACCUUCUUUGGCUUCUUUGAGAGAUUCUAAAACAUUAAAUAUAGGUACGGAGUAUUCAUCUGUAGCGGAACAAACAACUACUACUCCAAGUCCGCGUACUACUGAAAGUAUUCCUGCAUCAUACUCAAGUGUUACACCUCGUAGUCCAUUCCGAUGCUGUGGUAGAAUAUCUGCAUCUUACACUUCUCCAUCUACCCCAAUAGUUAUCACAACACCUUUACCAUACACUAAUACAGUUUCAGCUAAAGUUAAUACACUAUCCAAUACCAUCAGUAAUAAAAUUGUUGCUACCACUGAAAAUAGCUACGCAUUAUCUAAUUAUGGAGGAUUCCAAAAUAACACACUUUCCGUUAAUGAUUCACCUUACGGAAAUGAUAUAAAUCAGCCUAAGUCUCAACCAUUAAAUGAAUACAUCGAAGCAACAAAUUUACCUACCGCAUGGGGUGUUGACGCUUCUGAAUCAACAGUUACAUCUACAAUAGCAACUCCAGUUAACAUUUUUGAAAGUAAGAAAAUCAGGACAACUACUGUUAUACCUGAAACCACUGCCAUAUACUUCACUGACACUGAUAGCGUAGAAUUAGAAAACGAAGAAGAAUUACAAAGAGCGCACAGUCAGUCUUUUAUUGGUCCUCAAGGUAACAGCCUGCGACAAGGAAAACAGUUGCAGUUCGAGUCCUCUAAUGAAACGGUCAGAAAACCCUCCGAAGAUCUCGAAGCACCAACAUUACCUGACAGCGAAAGUACUACCGCACAAACCACGGCUCAACCAACCAUCACAUUAAAAAUUGAAGAAUCACACCCAACUACAACUGUAUCUCCAAUAUCUAGCAGUGUAUUUACCUCGCCUGACAAUGAUAAAACUACAAACCAAUUCCAAUGGCCAAGUACUUUUGAAUCGUGGCAUAGUACAAUAAUCGAUCCCAUUACACUUAACGAUGGAUUAAGUCCCUCAGGACCCGAAGAAAUUGCUAAGCAAACGAAUUCAUGGGCAGCCAGUACAACUGCUGUACCUACAACUGAGUAUACGGCAACAAGCGAACAGUCGGUAUCUUCAACAGCUAUUAAUAUUGAUAUCUCUUCCCCUGGCAACAACUUUAACGAUGAAAGGUUUGCAAGGUUUUUAAAAGAGCGUACCUCUACGGAACCUUCACAAGAUUUCAACGCCAUCACUGAUACUGUAGUAGAAAAGGCCAAGGAAAUUAUGGGAGGUAUGAAUGCCACAACUACUGAAAAGCUUAUGAACGUUAUGAAAAAAACUAAAUCUAAAACGGUCAGGAGGUUGAUACUUUUGUUAGUUCAAACUUGCGACGAUGACCACAAUACAACAGCUGAGGCAUCAAAGAAAGCAUUGUUGGAAGCACUCAUGGCGGUAUCACAAAAGGAUAUGGAGGAAAUCGCGAAAGAGGAAGAACAGCAAACUGAAAUACCAACAACAACAACAACAGAUUAUGAAUACGCCAAAUCAACUGAAUACAGACAAACAGAGACAAGCAGGUAUGAGGAAAGACAAGAAGAAAGGGCUCGUCACAGUGAAAGAAGAGGUAAAAGCUUGAAUUUCGAAGCUAGCGCUGUUAAUUCGCUAUCGAAUCCUACAUCUACAGUUGAAUCUGUAAGACCUACAACAGAUUCUGUACGGAGUACAACAGAAGCUAUAAUUGAAACUACAACAUUACCUAGUAGGACAACACAACACAACCGAAGAGGGGCGAAGAAAUUCUUCGUGAGAACAACAGUAGAACCCCAAGCAACUACUACCCAAUAUAUCGAUAGCCCGAGAGCAGAAGCAAGGAAGGCAUCUUCAGAACUAGAUUUAAAAGGAACAUCCGAUACAAGAGCUUUAGAGUUGUUAAGAUCGCUGUACACAAUCGCAGCGCGAUGGGGUUGA